AUGGACUGCACUGAGCAAUUUAUCAACCAUCUUGGUUCUUCCUGCUUCGCGUCCUUCGAUUCGUUCAACAGAGCCCUGAAAGAAUUCGAAGAGGUAUUUUGUCGUUUUGUGACACUUUUGUGUGUAGAUAACAUGCACACGGUAUACAAAAAGAAGGUCAAAAUGUUUUCCCGAAGAAGCCCUUGAAAGGAAGCUUUUCAUUUACAGAGCCGUAGAGUUUGCUUGCUCGCUUCGAGGAAACCCUGCAUCUAGAGCCGGUCAAAGGUUUUGGAGUUUCCACUUUGAUACUAAGUUCCUAGAGCAUGCGGGACUCUUUGUGCAGCAUGCUUCGCCAUCCGUUACCGACAUGGCUCGCUGCGCGUCGUGCGGUACGAUAUGCGACACAAUCACGACAAAUAUCUCGGGUGGAUAUUUGAAAAGCAACCCAAUCUAGUUGCUGAUAGUUUGGGUAAGUCGUUUUUAUUUUCAUCUGACUAUGGUUUAAGGCGAGUCAACAAAUGCCGCCGCUGAUCUUUCACCUCAGUUUCUGCAGAUUAUGCAUCCCAUGCGCUUCUCUUCCUUUCAUGAGCUACAGGCUAAAAUGGAGGAGUUUCAAAAGGUAUUUCUUAUCUUCUGUUUUUGGUGACCGUUCAAGUAUACCGGCAGUCUUUAUGUCAUGCGGAGUACCAAGCGCUUUCCUGAUGACCGUCCCGAGAGAAAGACCUUAGUUUAUCGGUCACUUGUCUUUGAAUGCUAUCAUUAUGGAACUCGUAAAAGUCUAGCAAGAUUACGUCCAAAUCAGCGGUACGUAGACACUUUUUGCUUUUGGUAUUUACAUUUAGGACAGCUAAGAUUGGUUGUCGUUCAAGAAUCAGCAUCUACUGCAAGGACCAAGAACUCACGGUCAUGCGCUACGAAGUGCGUCACAAUCACGAAGUUACUCAGCAAUCAGCCCGCCUAUAUCCAAAGAAUAGGCGACUAGAUAAAAACCAAGAAAUGGCCGUCAGGGAAUUAAUGAAGUCUCAUCCGGAAAAUCACGUCAUCAAAGACUAUAUUGAAGGUCAGCUUACCCUCAUUCUCCACGCACUAAUAUCUUUUGCUGUACAGACAACUUCAACAUGACAGUGACCCUGUAUGAUGUAAAAAACUUAAAACGGAGGUUCAAAGCUCAUCCUGAACCACCGACUGAACUCACCCAGGAGGACAUGUUUUCGCAUAUUAAUCCCCAGCUUCAACAACUGGAACAACUUGCUAUGUCCUCCAACAGCGAUCGGUUCUGGGGCCGCAUUGACGACAUCGCGGCCCUCGCAAGCAGAUGGCGUAACGAGGACAAUGAAAUUUCCGGCGUUAUGGUGUCUUCACCAGAUCACUGUCCAGAAGUGGCUGCCUUCGAAUGUGCUGAAGCGGACUCCUCUAGUUUACUGAAUUCUGACGACGAGACGACGUCCACUAGCGUCUACUUUAAUAACCAAAGUGGGUCAGAGGCAUACGUUGUGGAGCAGGCUGUCCAGCGUAGAAUGGCGCUGGUGGACAAUGUGACCCACUACCACAGGCACGAUCGCCUUCCGAAGGAUAUAAAGUAUGAAACAACAGAUUUCAAAAACCUUAAUAGCACAUGGACCCUAUGUGAAGAGGACCACCGAUGA
This is a messenger RNA of Spirometra erinaceieuropaei, 1625 nucleotides long. Lineage: Eukaryota; Metazoa; Platyhelminthes; Cestoda; Diphyllobothriidea; Diphyllobothriidae. The record is from the annotation of a GenBank genome assembly.